Molecule: messenger RNA, 945 nt
Organism: Neurospora crassa OR74A
Lineage: Eukaryota; Fungi; Ascomycota; Sordariomycetes; Sordariales; Sordariaceae
Product: 3-oxoacyl-(acyl-carrier-protein) reductase
Exons: 1
Coding region: 1-945 (314 amino acids)
Molecular function (GO): oxidoreductase activity, acting on the CH-OH group of donors, NAD or NADP as acceptor
Source: RefSeq, a predicted model, not a curated record
AUGGCCGCCCUCCGACAACUGCAACGACCUCUCCGCCUUCUUUCCAAGCCUCUUCUAACAGCUUCAUCCCGGCGCCUCAUCUCAACCCAACAAGCUCCCAAGCCCAAACCCCCCAUCAAAUCCGCCAUCAUCACCGGCGCCGCCCGCGGUAUCGGCCGCGCCAUCGCCCACCGCCUGGCCGCCGACGGCUACGCUCUCACCCUCAACGACCUUCCCUCCUCCUCCCCUUCCUCUUCCUCUUCAUCCGACCCCGACGACGCCCUAACAUCCCUCUGCCACACCCUCCACUCCCUCGGCUACCCCAACAUCCACCCCUUCCCCGCCGACAUCACCUCGCCCGACUCCGUUUCCGCCCUCAUCUCCUCCCAUGUUUCGGUUCACGGCUCUCUGUCAACAAUGGUCGCCAACGCCGGCAUCGUCGCCGCUCAACCCCUUCUCACCGUUACCCCGCAGGACCUUCUCCGCAUGUUUACCAUCAACGUCAUUGGCGUCUUCAACUGCUACCGCGCCGCUGCCGAGCAGAUAAUCAAACAAGGCACCUCGGGAAAAUUGAUCGGCGCAUCCAGCGUGGCUGGAUUGCGGGGUUUGCCGAUGCUGGGACCGUAUGUGGCGAGCAAGUUUGCGGUUCGAGGAUUGACGCAGACAUUUGCGGCCGAGUUGGCGGGCGAGGGGAUCACGGCUAAUGCGUAUGCACCGGGGGUGGUGGACACGACCAUGUGGGAUACGAUUGCGGAGGGGGUGAUAAGGGCGGGAGGGGGCAACGCGGAGGAGGACGAAGGAGCGAAGGCCCAGGUGAGCAAGAGCUUUGUGGAUACAUUGGUGCCGUUGAAGAGGUCGUGUACGCCCGAGGAAGUGGCGGCUUUGGUUGGGUUUUUGGCGAGUGAAGGGGCGGAUUAUAUUACGGGCCAGACGUAUGCUGUUGAUGGUGGGAUCUGUUUGACUUGA